GGGCUUUGGUCUGGCGGGGCGGUGGCGGCGAGAGCGGCUGGGAAGAUGCCAGUGGCGGUGAUGGCGGACAGCGCCUUCAGUUUCAGAAAGCUGCUGGAUCAGUGCGAGAACCAGGAGCUUGAGGCUCCUGGAGGAAUUGCCACACCACCAGUGUACGGCCAGCUUCUGGCUUUGUAUUUGCUUCAGAAUGACAUGAAUAAUGCAAGAUAUCUUUGGAAGAGGAUUCCACCUGCUAUAAAGUCUGCAAAUUCUGAACUUGGGGGAAUUUGGUCAGUAGGACAGCGAAUCUGGCAGAGAGAUUUCCCCGGGAUCUAUACUACCAUCAACGCCCACCAGUGGUCGGAGACUGUGCAACCAAUCAUGGAAGCCCUUAGAGAUGCAACGAGGAGACGUGCUUUCGCCCUGGUCUCUCAGGCGUACACCUCCAUAAUCGCAGAUGACUUCGCUGCCUUUGUCGGCCUCCCUGUGGAGGAAGCUGUGAAAGGUGUAUUGGAACAAGGAUGGCAAGCCGACUCUGCCACAAGAAUGGUUCUUCCCAGGAAGCCAGCCUCAGGAGCCCUGGAUGUUUCCUUUAACAGGUUUAUUCCCUUAUCAGAGCCUGCCCCAGUCCCACCAAUCCCCAACGAGCAGCAGCUCGCCAGGCUGACCGACUACGUGGCUUUUCUGGAAAACUGAUAGAUGUGAGUUCAAGAUUCACCUUCAGCCCCUGUCACUGGCAAACAGACCUGGAGUUUUAUUCCGAGUUUACUGAACAGGGUGAGCACCUCGGUGUCCUUUGGGUGUGAUAAAAUGCACAUAGAAGAUGAAGCAGAUUGAACAGUUUCCUCCUCAGACACUGCUGAAUGUCUUUGAAACAGUUCUCAUCUGUAUUGAUCACUUAGGUUGGAGCCAUCAGUAUUAUGCAGCUAGUUUCUGUCAGCGACUGGACUCUGAACA
Molecule: messenger RNA, 936 nt
Organism: Chionomys nivalis (European snow vole)
Lineage: Eukaryota; Metazoa; Chordata; Mammalia; Rodentia; Cricetidae
Product: COP9 signalosome complex subunit 8
Exons: 1
Coding region: 46-675 (209 amino acids)
Biological process (GO): protein deneddylation; COP9 signalosome assembly
Cellular component (GO): COP9 signalosome
Source: RefSeq, a predicted model, not a curated record